This is a messenger RNA of Vigna unguiculata (cowpea), 2525 nucleotides long. Its product is annotated as toprim domain-containing protein. Gene Ontology annotation, molecular function: 5'-3' DNA helicase activity; single-stranded DNA binding; ATP binding. NCBI's taxonomy places the organism in Eukaryota, Viridiplantae, Streptophyta, Magnoliopsida, Fabales, Fabaceae. Gene Ontology annotation, biological process: DNA replication. The record is from RefSeq and is a predicted model, not a curated record.
CACUCUGUUUAGACAUUAAAAAAUUGCAGAGCCUUAAAACCAAAACCCUUUUUGCCACUACCACUCUCUCUUUGGCACACACAUGGAACCCUGUUAGAGAAACACCAAAAAACCAACACUCUCUUCAUCAAGGGAACAAGAAGCAUGCGCCUUCGUUAUCCCUACACUCUACGUCCCUUAUUUUUUUCUUCAAAACUCACUGCAAUGACCCCUCAAACCCUCUUCCAUUCUUCUUCAUUCCCAACCCUCAAAAACACUACUUUCUGUCAACGACACCGUUUGCUUCCUCAUAGACCCUUCUUCACCGUGUUCUGUUCCAAACCCACCUCAAGGAACCCUCCAUCGCCUCUCAGAACCAACGGCUACCACGGUGUCUCUCAUGCCAGUAUCCCUAGACCGGUUCAAUUGGAGAACACCGAGGCGAAGAGUGUGGAGUUGCAGUUCAAUAUUUUGAAGCAGAGGUUGGAGGCUGUUGGGAUGGAAACUGGAAUAUGUGUGCCGGGGCAGUACAAUCACUUGCUCUGUCCAGAGUGCCAAGGUGGCGAUCAAUCAGAAAGGAGCCUAUCUCUCUACAUUGCACCAGAUGGGGGAUCUGCUGCAUGGGUGUGUUUUCGUGGCAAGUGUGGUUGGAAAGGCAGCACACAGGCCUUUGCUGGAAGCAGAUCUGCAGCAAGUAUUGUAACCCCGGUUAAAAAGAAAAGAGAGAUUACGGAGAAGGAAUUACAACUUGAACCACUUUGUGAUGAGCUGCUUGCAUAUUUUUCAGAGCGCUUGAUUUCGAAAGAGACUCUGGAGAGAAAUGCUGUGAUGCAGAGAAAAUAUGAAGAUCAGAUUGUGAUUGCUUUCACGUAUCGUCGAAAAGGAUCACUAAUUAGUUGCAAGUAUCGAGAUGUCAACAAGAUGUUUUGGCAGGAAGCAAACACUGAAAAGAUCUUUUAUGGAUUGGAUGACAUAGUAGGACAGAGUGAUGUAAUCAUUGUUGAAGGUGAAAUGGACAAGUUGGCAAUGGAAGAAGCUGGCUUCUUGAACUGUGUCAGUGUUCCUGAUGGGGCACCUCAAUCAGUGUCCUCAAAAGACUUGCCUCCUCUAGAACAGGACAAAAAGUAUCAGUAUCUGUGGAACUGUAAAGAUGAACUAAAGAAGGCAACCCGGGUUAUACUUGCCACGGAUGGGGAUCCACCUGGUCAAGCUCUAGCUGAGGAGCUUGCACGUCGCAUUGGGAAAGAGAAAUGCUGGCGAGUCAGGUGGCCUAAAAAAGGGAAAUCAGACAAUUGCAAAGAUGCAAAUGAGGUUCUCAUGUAUUUGGGUCCUGAUGCACUCAAGGAAGCGAUUGAGAAUGCAGAAUUAUAUCCAAUACGUGGAUUGUUUAACUUCAGAGAUUACUUUGAUGAGAUUGAUGCAUACUACCAUCGAACCUUAGGAUAUGAUAUUGGUAUCUCCACUGGGUGGAAUAAUCUGAAUGACUUGUACAAUGUUGUACCAGGAGAAUUGACCAUAGUGACUGGGGUUCCUAACUCUGGGAAGAGUGAGUGGAUUGAUGCUCUUCUCUGCAAUCUUAAUGAAUUGGCUGGCUGGAAAUUUGCUCUUUGUUCUAUGGAGAACAAGGUCAGAGAACAUGCUCGAAAACUUUUGGAGAAACACUUGAAGAAGCCAUUCUUUAAUGAACGUUAUGGAGAAAAAGUUGAGCGAAUGAGUGUGGAGGAGUUUGAACGGGGCAAGCUCUGGUUAAGCGAUACUUUUUCUCUCAUAAGGUGUGAAGAUGACUCCCUUCCAAAUAUAAGAUGGGUCCUUGACCUUGCAAAAGCUGCUGUAUUAAGGCACGGGGUGCGAGGACUUGUAAUUGAUCCUUAUAAUGAGCUCGAUCAUCAGCGGCCUCCAAACCAGACCGAAACAGAAUAUGUGAGUCAGAUGCUUACCUUAAUCAAACGCUUUGCACAACAUCAUGGAUGCCAUGUUUGGUUUGUAGCACAUCCUAGGCAGCUGCAUAAUUGGGUUGGGGAUCCUCCCAAUCUCUAUGAUAUAAGUGGAAGUGCACACUUCAUAAAUAAGUGUGACAAUGGAAUUGUUAUUCACCGAAAUCGGGAUCCUGAAGCUGGACCUAUGGAUCAAGUACAGGUUUGUGUUCGAAAGGUACGCAACAAGGUGGCAGGGACAAUAGGUGAAGCCACAUUGUUGUAUAAUAGGGUAACCGGUGAAUACACACCAACAGAUAACAAGAGACCAACUGAUAGAAGGAAAUAACAGUGAGACAAAUCAUCAUUUUUCAGUAGGCUUGUACAGUGGUCGACAACAACUACGUCCUAAAAUGAAAUUAACUUCUGAUACUAGGAUUGUGUCUAAAACAUGGCCAAUAGUGUCUUCAUUGGGGUGCCAAAGGGUUAGAUUGAAUCUUAGCAUGGGUUGUGAAAAUUGAUUGUAUAAUAUCAUUGUUUUGGCUUUCAUUAUUUGAAGAUCUUGAAUCCUGUAGCUGUCCUCUUAUACGUGUUAGGAUUACAUCUUUAAUUUUGAAGUUCUGCUUUUUAAUC